This is a messenger RNA of Dibothriocephalus latus, 231 nucleotides long. Lineage: Eukaryota; Metazoa; Platyhelminthes; Cestoda; Diphyllobothriidea; Diphyllobothriidae. The record is from the annotation of a GenBank genome assembly.
AUGGAGCUCAAACUUCUAUCAAAGGGUGGUGAUGAGGUGGAAAAGAAUGUAGACGUCCAGGAGAACCUCCGUGAGGCGGACAAAGGUCGUGCCGGUGAUAUGGAAAUCCAGGUCCCUCCUGGUUCUGUUUCUGAGAGCAUGCAUUCCCUGCACGUAUCCCACACUAAUCUCGCUCCAGCAAUGGAUGAAAAGGAGAAAAUCCGUCGAAAGUCUGUGGCUCUGCCUGUGUAA